AUGAAUGUGCUACCUCAACUUAAAAGUGGUAUCAAGGUGGAGGUCAGAAAUGGGCUAUCAUCUAAAAUCCUUGAUCAUAAUUGGGCUGGGAUUGGUGAACUUACUGUGAAGGAUAGGAUUGGUGGGAGGGGUAUACGGGUGAAAGACUUGAUUGCAGAAGGAAAUAGGCAAUGGAAUGAGGAAGCACUGAAGCUGUUUAUUGGAGAGGCGGAUUGUAAAAGAAUACUGAAAAUCAACUCAGUAGAUCCUGAAUCUCAAGACAAAUUUUUGUGGACCUUUGACACCAAAGGGAGAUUUUCAGUAAUGAUUAUUGAGAAGAGCCAUGCAUUGGCAAAACCUGAAUGUAGUAGAGCAGUGAAGAUGAACAAAAGGGCAAGGUUGAGGUGUUGGCGGAUUAGGGCUAAAGGAAAGAUAAAACAUUUUAUAUGGAAAUGCUUUUCUGGGAUUCUUCCUGUCAGCUGCAAUGUUGUGAAGGGAGGUGUUCAGGUGGAUGUCAGAUCCUGGGGAUGUGGUGAUGAGAAGGAAACUGCAAAAUCGCACCAAGUGUACGAUUCUCCAUGUUCAUCUUCUGAUUUGUAG
Striga asiatica is the source of this 579-nucleotide messenger RNA. NCBI's taxonomy places the organism in Eukaryota, Viridiplantae, Streptophyta, Magnoliopsida, Lamiales, Orobanchaceae. The record is from the annotation of a GenBank genome assembly.